Messenger RNA from Hypanus sabinus (Atlantic stingray), 3919 nucleotides. RefSeq names its product F-box protein 16 (gene fbxo16). NCBI's taxonomy places the organism in Eukaryota, Metazoa, Chordata, Chondrichthyes, Myliobatiformes, Dasyatidae. The transcript is spliced from 11 exons. Bases 547 to 1638 code for a protein of 363 amino acids. The record is from RefSeq and is a predicted model, not a curated record. Gene Ontology annotation, molecular function: protein binding.
GCGAUGGCAUCGGUUGUUGUCGGACAGAGAGGAGUUAGUUCUGACGAAGGGUCUCGGCCUGAAAUGUCGACAGUGCUUCUCCCUAUAGAUGCUGCCUGGCCUGCUGCGUUCCACGAGCAUUUUGUAUAUGUUGCUUGAAUUUCCAGCAUCUGCAGAUUUCCUCGUGUUUGCCUUAUAAGAGUUGAAUUGAGCUGGGAUGUAGAAGAUUUCACUUUUGGUAUUUUGAGUGUUAUUUAAGAAUUGGACACAUUUUCCAAUAUCAAUGCUGCAGAUGUGCGUAGUAAAAGGCAGGCUACGGCUUCCUGGUUUGUAUCAAGACUGCUCGUGAUACUUGUCAGAAUAGUCAAAGAUCCAGAAAUGUUGGGAAUUCAAUUUAUGUUCAUCAAAGCUGGUACAGAAAAGUUUCCCUCAAAACUCUCUGUACAACCUAGCAAAAAUAUGAAAUGCGGUUGUAAUUCAAAUGAUCACUCCCAGACAUUAAUUUUUUUUCCAAUUUGAAUGGAAUGAUUUAAUACAGGAAGGAAAACAGAAUUUAAACAUUUCAAAAUGACAUUUGCGCCAUUCAAGGUUAUGAAUGGGCCUAAAAUGCAGACUAAGAUGAGCACGUGGACACCCCUGAAUCAUCAGCCUACCAAUGACAAGGUCUUUGGAGAAAGAGGAGAUUUACUUGGGAAAUGGUUUGAUAAGUGGACCGAUAUGCAGCGUCGCAAGGUUCUUCUUGACCUGUUUGAAAGAUGCUCUGUCUCUCAGUUGAAGUUUUGUGAACAAUAUUUGCGCAGUAGAGUUCCAAUGGAAGCAUUGGACUUCACCUGUUUUCUUCCCAGAGUGCUGUCUUUGUACAUCUUCUCCUUCUUGGAUCCAAGGAGCCUUUGCCGGUGUGCACAGGUGAACUGGCAUUGGAAAAAUCUUGCUGAGUUGGAUCAGCUCUGGAUGCCCAAAUGCCUGAGACUAGGUUGGUACAUCAGCUUCUCACCUACUCCCUAUGAACAAAGAAUCUGGAAAAGACAUUAUGUUGAGAUGGUGAAGGAGCUAAAUGUUACCAAGCCAGAGACACCACCUAAAGAAGAAUUUAUUGUUCACUCAUUAUCAAAGGAUAUGGCAGAGCAGAAACAGCCCACAGUUCGCUCCCCACCUGGGAAAGCUCGGCUUGAACUCCCACCCUGGCGUGGUUCAGACCGACACCCAACAGAUACCAUACGUUUCAACUACCUGGACAACAGUGAUCCUAUUGAGCUAGUUGGGAAGAAGAAAGGAAGCCGCAUGUCUCCUGAUCUUGUUCGACAAAGUCAUGACAGAAAGAAACAUCCGUCAACAAACUAUAAGAUGCGGAAAGUAAAAUCACUGAUGUGCCGGUCUCUUGACAUUAACUUAAGUCAAAAGUGCCAACUUCGUCCAGUCUGGGCAAGUCAUGGUGCUGUGGGAAGUUUUGUUUCCAAAGAAGAAGCCCAAUCAUUAACCCAAAGAUCUGAAUGGAAUGCUGGUAUUCGACCUGCACCAGUUCGACCUGCAAUCCCAGUAAUGACAGAAAGAGGGCGGAAAGCUUCCUUGCGGACCCAGAGGAGCUCCCCCUCCUGCCCACUCUUUGAGAGCCAACCGUGGCAAGUCCCUGAAACAGAAAGAAGCUGUGAUGAACAAUGAAAGGAUGAAACCACCUGGAACACCCAUUAAAUCGGCCGAGCUGGCUAGCAAAGAGUAGCAACAAGUUGGUGAACUGGAUUUGGACUGUAUUGAAAGAAUCAUUGGAUUGCUAUGUACAUUAUAUAUAACAAACAGCAUUGCUCUGAGUGAGUUGAAGUAUUAAUUUUCUGUUUCAUUUUAAGGGAAGCAUGUAAAUGUGAAUUAAAGGCAUUUUUAAAUUGUGUCAAAUCAUUUAGAAAUAUGCUUCAAACACUGAAGCAGUUCAAAGAUUCAAAGUACAUUUGUUAUCAAAGAAUGUAUAAAUAAUACAACCUUAAGAUUUGUUUGCUUACCAGAAAACUGAAAGAACACAAUUUAAUAAUAAAUAAGUAAAAGACCAACACCCAAUAUACAAGAGAAAGGGAAAAAACACAAAUCAUCUGAGCAACUGAAACGACCAACAAUAUUCUGAACCAGAAUGAGUCCUCAGAUCUGAACCUCAGAUUAGGCUCAAAGCCUCACUUAUCAGUUCAUCAUAUCAGCAGACACAGGGCACAACAGCCGGGCCAGUCUUCAUAGCCUUGGCACCAUGGAAAAAGCAGUGGCCAUCACUGAGAGUGAUAAAAUUGGCUCUCGCCUUGGAUCCCGGCACCCUGUCUUUCCAGUCUAUCAAGACAGGCAUUUAAAUUAGCCAAACAGUGGAUCAUACCUCACUUUGUACCUGGGAACCACUGCAACGAAAUGCUCCAGUGCCCUGGAGAGAGGAGUUGGCUCUCACCUCCGAUCUGGGGUGGCAUUUUUCAGUAUUAAUAAAAUACUCCACACAAUAUUGCAUCUGAUGUGGUAGGACAGAGAAGCAAGAAAAGGUAAAUGUACUAUACACACAAAAUGCAAGAGGAACUCAGCAAUGAGAGAUAAACAGUCCACUUUCACACUGAGACCCUUCAUUUUGAAGGGUCCUGAUGAGGGUCUUAGCCCAAAAUGUCGACUGUUUAUUCCUCUCACUAGAUUAUGCCUGAUCUGCUGAGUUCCUCCAGUAUUUUGUAUGUGUUGUUGUUUGAAUUUACAGCAUCUGCAGAUUUCCUCGUGUUUGAUCCACAGAAUCUCUUGUGUUUGUAGCUUUGUGCAGGUGAUUCCAUGCAGUUUUGCCUGAGUCUUACAAUGUCUGUGUGGAGAAAUUUGUGGAAGAAAAUAUUCACAAUACCUUUAUUUAAAUCUAGGUUCACCAUUCCUUUUGCCACCAAUUCUGAUUAUGCAUUAUCUAGAUGAUCGAUGUGGCAGGGUAUUCGUUAGUUUUACAGCCUGUGGGAAGAAGCUGUUACCUAGUCUGGUAGUCCUAGCCUUGAUUCUCCUGUGCCUCCUUCCUGGCUGUAGUGGGUCAAAGAGAUUAUGGAAUGGGUGGUAGGGAUCCUCAACAAUGCCUUGGGUCCUUUGUCCAUGAUGCUCCCGGUAAAUGUCACUGAAGUGAGAUACAAACCAAGUUGGAAUGUGGAUUGUGAUAGAAUGUAAAGAAGUUUCAAGAGGAUAUCGACAAACUAACUGUGAAUAUGUAAAACUGGAGCAGUGUUGGCACACCCAACCACCCAGCUUGUUCCAAUCCUUGGCACUGUUGUACCAGGUGUGGGAAAUAUGUUGAGUUUGCGCAUUGAUUUAAAUAGAAACAGAAAUGUUAAGCAUUUUCUAGAUACUGAAUUUGGAAAUGAUGUUGUUCAUAGGGACCUGAUAUUCUUGUACUCAAGCCAUUGCAAGCUAUAACUUACAGUAGGUUCAGCAAGCAAUUUGGAGGAUACGUGGUAGAUUGACCAUUAUUGCUGGAUAAGUACGAUAGACUUAUCACUACACUCAUACACGGCCUUUUUGAGACUAUACUCGGAGUAUUGUACUGUGGUGAACUACAUAUACCUGUCUGGACACGCCCCCUGCUGACUGCUCCUGUGGCUCCUCCCACAGACCCCUGUAUAAAGGCAAUUGAGGCCGGAGCCCGACCUCUCAGUCUCCAGGAUGUAGUAUGAUGGUCACUCACUGCUUGUUCCUUCUUCCAGUCAAUAAAAGCCGAUAUCUUGCCUUUACGUCUCAGAGUGAGUUAUUGAUGGUGCAUCAUGUACGUUGUUUUGAUUUCUUUAUUUUUGAAAAAGAUAUGCAUACUAUCAAGAGAAUAAAAGAUUCACUGGACUGAUGAAUGGAACAGUGGAUCAUAAUGACUGAAACUCAUACUAUCAGAGUGUGUUGGUUGUUGCUGCAAAUGAUGCAUUUCACUGUUUUGAUGUUCAUGUUGACAAAUAAAGCUGAUCUUUAAUCUCUA